CCGAAGUGUCGAACGCCCCGCUACCUUGCCGACUCACUUCGCGACGUCGCCCUCUGGCCAGCGCCAGCACGCAGCACGGCAGCAAGCAGCACGGCAGCACGCAGCACGUCUCGUCAUUCGUCGCCUACUCGCCUCACGCCCGUCGCUUGGUCGCCUGCAUUCCACCACUUACCCUUCGGCGGUUCGGCCAAUCCACGCUUCUCAAUAGUCGCCUUCCUACCUUCUGUAGUUCCGUUUCUUUGUACGGCGGAUUGAGCACGGUUAAAGCUUGAGUCUUGAAUUCAAAAUAAUCUACUUGGAUGAUAUGAUGGAUCUUAAGGAGGAAACGAGGAAGAGAUGCAGUGGCGGUGAAAAUGAGGAGAGUGGGGCAUUGAAGAGAUGCAGCAGCGGCGAAAAGGAGGAGGGUUGGAGCAGCCGCGAAAAGGAGGAGGGUUGGACUUUGAAGAGAUGCAGCACCAACUCCUGCAGCUGCGUAACAAAGCUUAAGAGACCAGGACGCCCCUAUUCGCUAUUCGACUACGAAAAUUAUUUUCCUUAUCCAACAAAUACCAUCAAAAGUGAUAUUACUAUUGGUGAACCGCAUGUCUUUUUCGAGUUUCCAGAAGAAAUAUUUAUGGAGGAGAACGAGCCUCUUAAUAUUAAGAAAGGCGAGAAAUUGCCCGUUGAUGUGUUAUCUUUGCUAUCAAAUGGCGGUAAGACAAAUUCCCUUGUCCGUAACAAUGGGGAAAGAGUUGGUUUAAUGGAUGCGAUUUCGGGUAAGUAUUUGGUUGUUUGUUGCUUCUUCGUGCCUAUGUUUGCUAAUGACGGUUCCGACCGUGUAUGCCGCCACUUGAUAGCAACUUACAAUGAGUUGCAGAAGAAUAACUUGAAUUUUGAGAUGGUGGUGGUAGCUAAGAUGAGAUCCUCAUUUAUCUCCAAGGACCAGGAGGAACCUGCUUUCGACUGGUUUUUAUCUGCGUUUCCUUGCCUGGCUGUACCCUUUUCUGACUCCUCCACCAGGGACUCAAUUUGCAAGCUUCUCGGGUUAGAAAGUUCGAGGUUGACUGAAAGUGAUGCUUGUCUUGUUCUCGAUCCUGAACAAAGGGUUUUGCAGUCAGAUACUUUGUGUUUCGAGAAUUAUGGAGCUGCGUCCUUCCCUUUCACUGAUAGCCACUUGGACUACCUUAAGAAAAAAGUCGAGGAAAUCAAGAUGAGGUUGGAUCCAGUUUACAGGCAAUCAAAACUCGACGGCCAGGAGAUGUCGAGGAGGUGGAGGUUGGGUCCUCUUUACAAGGGCGCUGUAGAAGAUGAAAUCAGCACUGAACCUGUGACCCUGGAGGAACUCUUGUGCUGCGAAUCCUCAACGCUCCUGCACAAAUGUGAUGGCAGUAGCCAAAAGAACAGGGUAAUAUCUGUUGCAGACCUCAGCAAGAGCAAGUGUGUUGUCUUGUACCUUUGCUUUGAUGCUUCAUUUAUGUCCCGUCUUGAGAUGUUCCGUCGCAGAUGUGUUAAGCGUAACCAACAGUUUGAGGUUGUGAUCAUACACCUAUCCUACUUUUCUGAUGAGUCUUCCUACUCUAAAGCAUUCAAGUUGGCAUUCAAAGAGAAGGGUAUAACGUCAUGGUGGGAGCUGCCCUUCGUUGACCAUGUUAGCAGAAGGCUUUACCAAAUUGCUGAUGUUCCAUACGAAGAUGAUGUAAUCAUUUGGGCCGGUGGUGGGUGUUCUGGUGAGAUAAGUGGUUUAGCUCUUAUGGAAUGGUGCGGCUCAAGCAACUUAUAUCCUGUCACUAGAAAUAAAUGGUUAGAUGACAAGCUUUCGGCUUUAAGGUCACUCACCUUAGAGUCGUUUCUUUCCUAUAAGAAACGCAAACGAGGUUCUUCUCACUUGAAAGUUUCGGAGUCCAAGAACAGGAACAUCCUCCUUUACUUUGGCUCAUCUAAUUCUCUCUUCGAGAAGUUGUGUGACUCCUACAACCAAAUCAAGGAGGACUAUCCUGGUUCUGAAGUGGUCUUUGCUCCUAUGCGUCAUCCAAAUCCAGUAACUGAGAUGCCGUGGCCUCAACUGCCUUCUCCCAUUGCAAUACCAGAAGUUCUUUGGUUUGUGCCAAUCCUUGUGGCAUUUGGGGAUGACAACCGGAUUAAAUCAUUAUAUGCUGAAGAUAAUCUAGAUUACAGAGAAAGGGGUGUUUCGCUGUUUGAUGAUACUCUGCGCGGUGAGACCCUCAGAUACUUGACCGGUGAAAUACAGUGUUGACCGGUCUAUUUAACCGGCCACUCUGCUGUCUUUGGUUUCUCUGCUUUUUGUGUGACUUAACUGACUAACUGAUCACUUGAUUUUACUCCUUAUUAUUUAUCCAUCAUUCCCCUUCAAUCUGGUGGCUUGGCUUUUAACAUAAAUGUACUGGUUGAGACUGAGGAUUUGAUGGGCUGCGGCCUGGUGUGUUUUAGACUUUUAGUUUGGCUAUGAUCCGAAUUAGGUUCUUGGUUAUCCAUCCUUUUGUGAGGUGGAAUUGUACAAGUUCAUCAAGCUUUUAGAAAGCUCGUCUUAGUGUUGGUUAUAUUACAUGGAUUACCUGAAGUCCUAGCUACUUAGUUAAUCCUCUCCUUUAUAGCACUACAACACCCAAAAAAAAGUUCCCGCUCAGUCGCUCACUAGAAGUUUUCACCAUAUCCGUCCGAUGCUAAUAAACCGAAUCAGCGGCUGCCUUUCCUUUUUCAUUUCAUUGAGCUUAAGCUUCAGAUAAAUCUUCGACCAGUUCCUCUUACCCUUUUCUUUCGUUCCUUCUUUCUUCUUCGCAAAUCGCAUUCAUGAAGUUUCUUAAAAAUCAUUGUUGUCAUCGGACGGAAAAAUUCUCCAAAAUCUAGCCGAAGUCCUUUGCUUGGAAAUCAUUCAGAAAAAUGGGAUGAUUAUUAGUCUAACCGAAAUCAUUCAGAUAAAGAAGAUGAUUAUUAAUCUAACCGAAAUCAUUCAGAAAAAGGAGAUGAUUAUAAAUCUAACCAAAGUCAUCUACCUAAGUCAUCUUCUCGGAUAUCAUCGAUAUGAAAAAGGAGAUGGCUAUUCCUUCAUUCGUUCUUCUUCUGCUAGAAUCAUCCGAAGUCCAUUCGAUUCAAACCGAGAUGAGGUGAUGUUAUUAGGUAAAAGCAAUCCAUGAUGAAGCUAUUUUGCAAAACCAAGACAAUUGCUUCCUCCCUCUGGUGAGUAAAGAAACACUGUGAAUCAAAGGAAAGAACGGUUGUUUUCAAACAAACUUGGUUUAGGCAUUCUAACUAAAGAUCUUAUUGCGGAUUUGGUUGACAUUUAUAGAAGAUAAAGGCAGAAGGAGAAAAUAAAAGGAGAAAGAAGAAGUGAAACGACGUAUCAAGCGAUGGAGUAUGGCGUCGAUGAAUACAACGUAGGAUGCUGAGACGACAACAGUCAUGUGAUGUUGCGAUGACGCCAGCGACCAACGAUGGAGGGGGCGGUGCACGAGUGGGCCGAGUUGUGUCAGGACUCAGGAGGGCUGUGAAGUCUGUUGGUCAAAAUGACACCUGUUUGCCCUUUCACUAGGGCUGCUCAACCUGGCGAAAUAUCCAUUCAGAAACCCAAUGAAAGUCAAAAUGAACAGCUAGACGGCCUUGAAAACAAGCCCAUGAAGGAAUCUGGGGAGCCAGCUAUAAUGCCAUCCAAAUGCCCAUUUGGGCAUAAACAGCAGGAUGGAAGUGAAAAUGAUCAUAAGCAAGAGCCAGGGGAGCAUGGAGCGGUGUCAUCCAAAUACCCCUCUGGGCAUACACGAAAAGCUAGCAGUGGAAAAAAAUCUAAACAGGAGGCUGGAGCUGGUAUUGUUUUACCAAAAUGCCCCCUUGGAUUUGUUCUACAAGGACUCAAUACUCGAUAGCAAAUAGAUAUAAAUAUACAAGUAUGUAAAUCCUGUAAUGGUGCUUUGCGCACCCGUCACUCAACCUAACUUCUAAAUACUCUUCUUGAACAUUUUAUGCUAAGUUGAUGCUCACCUUGUGCUUGUGCGAGCAACUUCAUAUAUUUCUAAAAGUUUCUUUUGUAUGUUAAAUAUUUAA
Cuscuta europaea is the source of this 4032-nucleotide messenger RNA. The record is from the annotation of a GenBank genome assembly. NCBI's taxonomy places the organism in Eukaryota, Viridiplantae, Streptophyta, Magnoliopsida, Solanales, Convolvulaceae.